UCAUGCUUCGUUGAUCAGUGAUAUUCACUGUGCCCAGAGGGAUUCGCGACCCACGAGGAUUGGGUAUACGAAUGUUCUUAUCGAGUAUAAUAAGAUUUUCUUCGCCCUCGAGUUUGCCCGAGCGAGAACUCCUUGGAAAUUAUCAGUACAGUAUCUGAGAAUCAACAAACUCAAGCUUUGUAAUGCCUCGAUUGUCCCAUGUCUACCGCUGUCCAGAAACAGUUUAGCGCGCCACUGGCUAAUUUUCGCAGCGAUGCCCACCACCAAUCCAGUCAUCGUGCCCGACUGAGAAAUUCACACUUCACAUUCCAAAGCCAUAUACGACCGAGUUUCCGAGAUGGCCGACGUUCUUCUGGAAUUUUUCCGCAGCACAUUGCCGGACGAGAUUGCAGUUGUGCUGGAAGAUGUACUCAGUGCGACUGAAUGCGGCGAUUUUGAGAGCGUAUUAAAGCAUCCCGAAGUCCAAGUACUGUUCGGGCACCAGGAGAAUGAUUUGACAAAAGAUGUCAAUCUGAAAAACUACCCAGUAUGGAGCGACUAUAUUUUCCACCGUCUAGGCCUCAUUUUGUCAAAACGGAGCGAAGAAGAGGGUACCCCGAUAAAAGAGACAGCAAUUUACCGUCAACACUUGUUCUUCGUCGUUGCUGUAGCGGCCCUGUACGCCUUCAUUCAGUCGACAAUAACUGGCCCUCCACUUCCCUUCAAGUCUGAAAAUGUUCUCUUGCCGACAGAUGUCAAUUCAAACCCCGCGACUCUGAGCAAGCUACGGGCAGAACUCGUGGCGUCUUUCGGCACUGACGGAGUUGCUGCAUAUAAAUUGACCCCAAAUCCUGAGCUCUUGUGCCUCGCCGAGAGUAUCUUGAUAUGCCCCCCUAUUCAGAAGAAUAUCAAGGAGUCGGUUUGGGCCAGGUUACGAGUCGAUUUCGUGCAUCAACGGCUAUUGUCGGAACCGGCGUCUGCAUUGCAGAAAAAGAUAUACGAGGAUCUGGAGAUACUGGAAGGCAUUAUCCUGAAUGCGAGCAAAGAAAAGAAAGUCGAAGAUUUGCACGUCCACUUCCUUCUCGAGCGAGCAGCAAUUCACACGCAUCACAGUUUCGACAAGAAGGCCAAAGCUGAUCUGAACCAAGCAACUACGGAGAGACGAUUCGAAUUUGUUCUUACGGGACUGAUGGGAAAAAGGACAAAGUUUCAGCAGAAAGAUACGAGCCAACUUUUGAUUUUGGCGCGGAGUGCUGGUACAGAUGUAGACGGGCCAUCUUCCACUACAAAACCGAAGCCCACGAAUCUGGAUUUAAAUGAUGACACACUUCUUGAAUCUAUUGCAUUUACGCCGGAGGAGAAGUCUGAAACUGAAAAUAACUCUUCUGUCCCAGCAAGCCUAGCAUCCUUGGACCCGUCCAACCAACCUUUGCUGAAUCCACUUGACUCCGUUAUUCUACUCUCCUUGGCAUCUUCAGUAACAAACACAAACCCUGAGGAUGGCAUCACCCGUGAGGAGACACUUCCAUACGCUACUCGCGUGCUGGAUGGCGGAAGCUCCAACUGGCAGGUCUACACACAAGCUCUUCUUGUACGAAGCCGCGUCGAAGGGUACAAAUCACGGACAAUGGAGCGCGGUCUUCUACAGCUUCAAGCUCUGGUUGACCAAGUCAUUGCAGAGACCUCUGGGGCCGAUGUGCAACCUACUGGGGAUGAAGCCACGUCUUUUCUGCCCAAAGCCAAAGAUGGCGAAUCUGCACCAGUGAAUGAACGCAUACAAUAUGUGUUUUCUCUAUGCUCAUCAUACCGAUGGGAUCUCGAGUCUGAACUAGCAGCUCGCUGGAUUAGUGUUGGCGGCCUCCGGUCUGCCCUUGAGAUCUACGAGAGACUUGAAAUGUGGGCUGAAGCGGCAUUGUGUUGGGCGGCCACCGAGAAAGAAGACAAGGCGAAGAAAGUCAUACGACGACAGCUCUUCCACGCAACUGACGGCAAUGACGAAGCUGCAGAUCUUGAAACCGAGAAGUGGGAAGGUGCCGCAAGAGAUCCAGCUCCCGCAGAAGCGCCCCGUCUGUACUGCAUUCUGGGAGAUAUUGAUAGCGACUUAUCCAUGUACGAAAAAGCAUGGGAAGUAUCUGGGCAGCGGUACGCCCGCGCUCAACGCUCCCUCGGUCAGCGAUACUUUGUCGAACACGACUACGCCAAAGCAGCAGAAGCCUACACCCUAUCCCUGAAGAUGAACCCGCUCAACCAUCCAGCCCGCUUUGCCCUAGGCUGCGCAUACCUCGAGCUCCAACGCUUCAAAGACGCCGUCGAAGCCUUCUCCCGCUGCGUCCAACUUGACGACGAAGACGCAGAAUCAUGGAGCAACCUCGCAGCUGCACUCCUCCAUCUCCGUCCCAAAGCACCGGCCCCAACCUCCGCCAAAGCCGACGACGAUGAUGAAGAAAACGCACCCACCGCAUCCAGCAGAGUGACCAGCCACCCCCGUACCGACGCCCUCAAGGCCUUCAAACGCGCCGCAGCCCUCAAACACGACAACUUCCGCAUCUGGUCCAACGUCCUCGCAGUCGCGGCAUCCACUUCGCCCCCUUCGUACAUGGAUAUCAUCAGCGCGCAACGCCGCAUCUGCGAAAUGCGCGGAAAAACCGACGGCGAGAACUGCAUCGACCCAGACGCUAUGCAGCUCCUGGUCCGUCACGUAAUCCAGCUCCCAGAAACCUCCGCCGAAGGAGGAGAAGCAGGUCCAGCGGCAGGUCUCCCCCGUCUAACAACAACACUCAUCGAAUCGCACAUCAAGCCUUUGAUUACGUUCUCGCCUUCCCUCUGGCUCACCCUCGCUCUCUUCUACACGCAUACAUCGCGUCCCUCGUCCGCGCUCGAGUGCCACGAGAAGGCAUGGCGCGCCGUGACGUCGCAGCCCAACUGGGAGUCGCAAUCCGAGAAGGAGUGGGACGCUGUAGUGCAGCAGACAGUUGAUCUGGUGGACGCGUACGAGACGUUGGGACCGAGGGAACGCACUGAAGGGCUAGCUGCGGGGAGCGGAGAGCUCGUGGCGAAAGAUUGGAAGUUCAAGGCGAGGAGUGCGGUGAGGAGUGUCUGUGGCAAAGGGAAAGAAGGAUGGGAAGGGUCGAGCGGGUGGGAUUUGUUGAAGGAGAGGUUGGAAGAGUUGAAAGGGUCUUAG
Periconia digitata is the source of this 3160-nucleotide messenger RNA. The record is from the annotation of a GenBank genome assembly. NCBI's taxonomy places the organism in Eukaryota, Fungi, Ascomycota, Dothideomycetes, Pleosporales, Periconiaceae.